UCAUAUGAAAAUCCAUUAAAUGGAAUCUAUCUACCCAUUUUUAUAAAGUGUGUUAUUACCGAAUAUACCCUUACCACAACCCAACCCAAGCUUUGCCUCCUCUGCCAUGGCCACUACUAGAGUCAAACACAUAAACCCUACACCUCCAACCUCCUUCCUUCCAUAUUUCAAGUGAUGAUGAUGAUGAUGAUGGGACUGGGACUGGGACUGUAGUCUGUUGACACACUGGCUCCUCCUUGUUUGACCAAUUGUAGGAGUAAGCUGAUGGGAAGAGUUGCAGAAGCAGCCAUGGCUACUACUGUUGUCUCAUCCAUCAACACCACACCUCUAAGACUAAGACACUCCUCUUCUUCUCUUUAUUUUUCUUCUCUAAUGGCUUCAUCCUCUGCUCGCUACUUCUGGGCUUCUUCCAACUCCUCCUUCCACCGGGGAAAGAUAUGCAAAAUCCAGAGUUGUUCUGGGACUUCUAUGUGUAGCAGCAGUGGUAGUAGUAGUAAUUCCCUUCAUAUUAGAAAGGAUACGUUGUUCACCAGUAGUUCAUUGAUUGAAAGAAAGCCUGGUAAUUUACAAUGGCAAGAACAAGCUGAAACAAUUAAGAGAGGUAGAGUGGGAGGCAGCCCUACCACAAACUGUACAGAUGGAAGAAGAACAAGUGCUAAAAAAGAAGACAAUCAACAACAUUUUUCAGUUUUUUCGUAUAGCAAUGAUUUUAACAAGGGAAAAAUUCAGAUGCACCUUGCCGCGGCGACAAAUGAGGUAGUCAUACAAAAUUCAAGAAACACUGUGAUGAUGCAGCCUAAUUUUACAGAAGAGGGUAGUAGAAGGUCUCUGCUUGAUAUUGAGAAUGGGGUUUCACAGCUGGAAGUGGUACAUAAACUCAAUCAGGAUAAGGCAUUUGCUCAAAGUGGAGGGAAUGCUGUUACUACCACUGAAGCUAUUCCUUCCCUUCUACUGGAGAAGAAGAAUGCUCACGAAACUGAUACUCCACGACGGUUGGAUUCGCCACUUACACAAAGCUCGCAGAAGGUGAAGCCAAAAAGGAUUUCAAAUCUUCAGGAAAACCUUACUAGCCUUUAUAGCAAAGUUUUUAUUGUGGAUAGUGUCCCUGUUGCCAAGAAAGUUGUUUGGAUGCUUACAACCUGGUAUAGGCAUCUUGUACAUGCUUGUGAUACAGAGGUAGCGAAUAUUGAUGUGAAGCAAGAAACACCAGUUGAUCAUGGAGAGAUUAUUUGUUUUAGUAUUUAUUGUGGACCGGAAGCAGAUUUUGGAAAUGGGAAGUCUUGUAUCUGGGUUGAUGUUCUUGAUGGUGGUGGCAAGGAAAUUCUAGCUGUGUUUGCCCCCUUUUUUGAAGAUCCCUCCAUUAAAAAGGUUUGGCACAAUUAUAGCUUUGACCACCAUAUUGUUGAGAACUAUGGGCUCAAGGUUGCGGGUUUUCAUGCUGAUACAAUGCACAUGGCUCGUCUUUGGGAUUCCUCAAGGCGUGCAAAAGGUGGUUAUUCUCUCGAGGCACUUACAAGUGACUCAAAGGUCAUGUCUGGGGCUCAGCUGUAUAACGAAAAAGAGUUGAUCGGUAAAGUAUCAAUGAAAACCAUAUUUGGCAAGAAAAAGUUAAAAAAAGACGGAUCUGAGGGCAAAAUAACUACCAUUGCACCUGUUGACGUGCUUCAAAGAGAAGAGCGGAUACCAUGGAUUUGUUAUUCUGCCUUAGAUGCAAUAACUACACUUAAGCUCUAUGAGAGUUUGAGAAAACAGCUAACAGACAAGGCUUGGGCAAUUGAUGGAAAACAAGAACGUGGAUCUAUGUUUGAUUUCUAUCAGAAGUACUGGAAACCAUUUGGUGAGCUUCUAGUCAAAAUGGAAACUGAGGGGAUGUUGGUUGAUCGUGCUUAUCUUGCUGAGGUGGAAAAGAUAGCGAAAAGAGAGCAAGAGGUUGCUGUUAACAGGUUUCGCAAGUGGGCUUCCAGGUACUGUCCAGAUGCUAAGUACAUGAAUGUUGGAAGUGAUACUCAGUUGCGCCAGCUCCUUUUCGGCGGAAUCCAGAAUAGCAAGGACCCCGAUGUCAGUCUUCCAGUGCAGAAGACUCUUAAAAUUCCAAAUAUCGAUAAAAUAAUUGAAGAAGGGAAAAAGGCUCCAACAAAAUUCCGUAAUAUUACACUAAAUAAAAUUGAUGCUGAUCUUCCGGCUGAGGUGUUCACAGCAAGUGGUUGGCCAUCAGUUAGUAUAAGUGCGUUGAAAAUUUUAGCUGGGAAGGUCUCUGCAGAAUUUGAUUUCAUGGAUUAUGCGGAACGCUCAUUAGCCGGUGAUGAUUCUGAAGACGAUGUUGAAGUCAUUACAGAUGGCGUUGCUGAAAAACAAGAGCAAGAAAAGCUAGAUGUGAACAAAUCUGCUUAUGGAACAGCAUUUGCCGCAUUUGAAGAUGAGGCAGAGGGGAAAGAAGCUUGCCAUGCCAUUGCUGCUCUCUGUGAAGUUUGUGCCAUUGAUUCACUGAUUUCAAACUUCAUCCUCCCUUUGCAGGGUAGUAACAUAUCAGGCAAGGAUAAGCGUAUUCAUUGUUCACUGAACAUCAACACAGAAACUGGACGUUUAUCUGCUAGACGGCCAAAUUUGCAGAAUCAACCUGCUCUGGAGAAAGAUCGAUAUAAGAUACGCCAGGCAUUUAUAGCUGCACCUGGAAAUUCCCUCAUUGUUGCUGAUUAUGGACAGUUGGAACUUAGGAUUUUGGCUCAUCUUGCCAACUGUGAAAGCAUGUUGGAUGCCUUCAAAGCUGGUGGAGAUUUUCAUUCAAGGACUGCCUUGAACAUGUACCCGCAUAUUCGUGAAGCCGUUGAAAAUGAGCAGGUUCUUCUUGAAUGGGAUCCUCAACCCGGUGAAGAUAAACCACCUGUGCCUUUGCUAAAGGAUGCCUUUGCUUCUGAAAGAAGAAAGGCUAAAAUGCUCAACUUUUCUAUUGCAUAUGGUAAAACGCCGGUUGGUCUUUCCCGGGAUUGGAAGGUUUCUGUGGAGGAAGCAAAAGAAACAGUUGCUCUAUGGUACAGAGAUAGACAAGAAGUACUAAGAUGGCAAGAAAAACGUAAAAGAGAAGCUCAUGAAAAAGGGUGUGUUCGAACCUUAUUAGGACGAGCGCGCUGGUUUCCUUCAUUGGUUGGUGCUUCUUAUUCUCAAAGAGGUCAUAUUGAAAGGGCAGCCAUUAAUACUCCGGUCCAGGGUAGUGCUGCCGAUGUUGCCAUGUGUGCCAUGUUGGAGAUAUCAACGAAUGAACGUUUGAAGGAACUUGGAUGGAGGCUGCUUUUACAGGUUCAUGAUGAAGUGAUCUUGGAAGGGCCAUCAGAAUCAGCGGAGGUUGCCAAAGCGAUCGUUAAUGAGUGCAUGUCGAAGCCCUUUAACGGCAGAAAUAUACUGAGUGUUGAUCUUGCUGUUGAUGCUAAGUGUGCACAAAACUGGUACGCUGCCAAGUAAAACAUGGUGUGGUGUCUUCUCUGCUAUGGAUGAAAAUUUUCAAUCAAUCAAAGGUAUCUAUCUGAUUUUGGUGUCUGCAUUUAGAAUGGAAUAGGCUGCUAAUGUGAAAGUUUUCCAUCAUCUAAGUAAGAUGAUGAGUUUGUCACUGUCAGCCAUGAAAAGUGUCACUUUGGCUGUGUUAUGUAUUGUAAUUCUUAAACAUGGCAAGGGAAGCUCAGUGUUGUAUUUGUAUAUGUAUAUAUGGAAAUGUAGCUGUCAAAUUGAGUUGUUUUAAUUUAAUGUAACUUCAUUGUAAAAUCAGAAGAUUCUAUAUUCAGCACGAAACAUGGUACAAAAAUGUGUUUUUACUCACCCUUAAACAUUCCAUCUCUAUUGUGUUCUCCCAAAAA
Molecule: messenger RNA, 3845 nt
Organism: Cannabis sativa
Lineage: Eukaryota; Viridiplantae; Streptophyta; Magnoliopsida; Rosales; Cannabaceae
Product: DNA polymerase I B, chloroplastic/mitochondrial-like
Exons: 12
Coding region: 265-3456 (1063 amino acids)
Biological process (GO): DNA-templated DNA replication; double-strand break repair
Molecular function (GO): DNA-directed DNA polymerase activity; DNA binding; 3'-5' exonuclease activity
Source: RefSeq, a predicted model, not a curated record